Carlito syrichta (Philippine tarsier) is the source of this 1233-nucleotide messenger RNA. RefSeq names its product olfactory receptor 2W1. NCBI's taxonomy places the organism in Eukaryota, Metazoa, Chordata, Mammalia, Primates, Tarsiidae. The record is from RefSeq and is a predicted model, not a curated record. Gene Ontology annotation, cellular component: membrane. Gene Ontology annotation, molecular function: olfactory receptor activity; G protein-coupled receptor activity. Gene Ontology annotation, biological process: G protein-coupled receptor signaling pathway.
AUGGCAUGGCUAAGUGGUUUGGCUAACUCCUUCUUUCAGUCAACCCUCACCAACCAGCUGCCACUUUGUGAUAACAAAGUAGAUGACUUUCUAUGUGAGGUCCCAGUAGUGAUCAAGACGUCAUGUGUUGACACCACAUUCAAUGUAGCUAUGCUCUCCAUUAAGGAGACGUUGUAUUCCCUGGUUGUUUUAUCACUUAUCUUUGUUUCCCAUGAGUUCACUGUAGCUACUGUGUUCAAAAUUCAGUCCCCAGAGAGAAAGAAGGAUGUAGACAUUGAAAGCAAUUAUAGCUGUUUACAUGGCUUUAUACUGCUUGGUUUCUCUGACCAUCCCAAACUGGAGAUGAUCCUGUCAGGAGUUGUCACCUUCUUCUACUUAAUCACAUUGGUGGGUAACACAGCCAUCAUGCUUGCCUCUCUUCUGGAUUCCCAUCUCCACACACCAAUGUACUUUUUCCGCAGGAAUUUAUCUUUCCUAGAUCUAUGUUUCACAACCAGCAUUGUCCCUCAGAUGCUGUUUAACUUGUGGGGACCUGAAAAGACCAUCAGUUUUGUGGGUUGUGUUAUUCAACUCUAUGUUUACAUGUGGUUGGGCUCUAUUGAGUGUCUUCUCCUGGCUAUUAUGUCCUAUGAUCGUUUUAUGGCUAUAUGUAAGCCCUUGCAUUAUUUUUUAAUAAUGAAUCCACAUCUUUGUCUCAAGAUGAUUAUCAUGGUCUAGAGUAUUAGUUUGGCCAGUUCUGUUGUAUUAUGUACACUCACCCUGAAUUUGCCCAGAUGUGGAAACAACCUUCUGGACCAUUUCUUGUGUGAGUUGCCAGCUAUGGUUAAGAUAGCUUGUGUCGACACCACAACAGUUGAAAUGUCUGUUUUUUCUUUAGGCAUUGUCAUUGUCCUCACACCCUUAAUUCUUAUUCUAUCCUAUGGCUACAUUGCCAAAGCUGUGCUGGGAAUGAAGUCAAAAGCAGGCCAACAAAAAGCAGUUAAUACCUGUGGAUCUCACCUUACUGUGGUGUCCAUCUUCUAUGGAACUAUUAUCUACAUGUACCUGCAACCAGGUAACAGUGCCUCCAAAGACCAGGGCAAGUUUCUCACUCUUUUUUAUACCAUCAUCACUCCAAGUCUCAACCCCUUCAUUUACACCUUAAGGAAUAAGGACAUGAAGGAUGCACUAAAGAAGUUGAUGAGAUUUCACCACAUAUCUGCAAAAAGAAUUAAAGUUGUAGAAAAAGAUUAG